Molecule: messenger RNA, 1434 nt
Organism: Xylaria bambusicola
Lineage: Eukaryota; Fungi; Ascomycota; Sordariomycetes; Xylariales; Xylariaceae
Product: enoyl-CoA hydratase/isomerase
Exons: 2
Coding region: 1-1434 (477 amino acids)
Biological process (GO): L-valine catabolic process
Cellular component (GO): mitochondrion
Molecular function (GO): 3-hydroxyisobutyryl-CoA hydrolase activity
Source: RefSeq, a predicted model, not a curated record
AUGCCUCUCAGAGCAAAGAUCCUGGAUUCGGCCAUAGGAACUCGAGCGAUGUCUACAAGCCCGGUCAACGAGACAUUCAAAGAGCUUCCCGGUGACGACCCUCAAGAUGUCGUCUUCAGCAGUCUUUACGGUUUACGGACCAUUGAACUUAACCGGCCCGCGAAAUUGAACGCCCUCGAUGCCUCUAUGAUACGGAAGAUCCUGUCCCGCAUGGUUGCGUGGGAAAAGUCGGAUAUGGCCAACGUCAUCGUCAUGAAAGGUGCUGGCGACAAGGCUCUCUGCGCUGGUGGUGAUGUUGCAACUCUUGCACAGCAGAAUAUGCAGGGGCCUGGCGGCCAGAAAGCAUCCGUCGAUUAUUUCGCCCUGGAAUAUAAGCUGAACCAUUACAUUGCGACAUACGAGAAGCCGUAUAUUGCUUUCAUGGAUGGCAUCACCAUGGGUGGAGGUGUAGGACUAAGCAUACAUGCGCCCUUCCGAAUCGCCACGGAAAGGACCGUAUUCUCCAUGCCUGAGACAACUAUCGGCUUCUUUCCCGAUGUCGGGGCGUCUUUCUUUUUACCCCGAAUGAACGGAGCUAUAGGAACCUACCUGGCACUGACAAGCGAGCGGUUGACGGGGGCUAACGCCUUCUACUCGGGCGUCGCCACCCACUACUUACAUUCGACGAGUUUGCCAAACCUAGAAUCUCGUCUAGCUGAACUACGGUUCAAAGACUACGACAGCAUGCAGAAGCGGUUAGGUAUCAUUGAGAUGACUAUCGAGGAGUACGCGACGGGUUUGCCAGCAAAAGAACCCAUACUUCUCGGCGGCGAACUUCGGCGAGCCGUUGAUCGUUGCUUCAGCAAGAACACUGUGGCUGAGGUGAUAAAUGCGUUGAAGGAGGAACAAGGCCCGACCAAAGCAUGGGCGGAGAAAACUCUGGACACCUUGCACCAGCGAUCCCCCACAGCAGUACAUGUAGCCCUCAAGCAAAUGCAAGUGGGGCGUACUUGGCCCAUCGCAGAGACUUUCCAGAGGGAGCAUCAGAUCGCUGCUAAAUUCAUGCAGCAUCCCGAUUUUGUUGAGGGUGUGUCGGCUCAGCUUAUCUCAAAGGAGCGACCGCGACCGACACCUAAAUGGCAGCCCGCCAGUUUGGAAGCUGUGCAACCGGGAGACGAAAUCGAAGCCCCAUUCUUUCAGGUGGCCGACGAUCUGCCCAGGCUGAAGCUUCUGACGGAUCGCAACUUUAAGGAGUAUCCGUAUGAGACUCUAGGUGUGCCCUCAGAGAAAGAGGUCGAGGAGGUUGUGCGCGAGGGCACGAAGACGCGUCGGGAGGUGCUGAGAGACUUCGUUGCCAGGAAAAACGGAAGACAAGGCAUCAGCACAAUUGUAGAGGAGAUCUUGGCUCGGAAGACUACAAGAGCUGAAGACGGCAAGGCUAUAUGGGUUGACUAG